GUUGCCGCCCAGGCUUGUUUAAAAAUGGAAGACGAACGAUGGCAAAGAAAAGAAGUGCCGGUAAAGAAACAGAGAAACCUCGUUGCAAGGUUUGCGAACGAACGUUUUCGAGCCCGCUGUCGCUGAGAGAGCAUGAGGCACUCCACGAUGGUCGGACGUUGUAUAGCUGCACUUUGUGUGGACGACCAUUUAGGCAAAGUACGGGGCUCUGGCGCCACCUUCGAACUCACAAGGCAGCCAAGGACGCUAGCUCAGCAGUCCGCUUCACAUGCCCUACUUGCGCUCGACAAUUUGCUCGCCGGGAUUACCUGAGGUCCCAUCUGAGCAUGCACACUGGCGAAGCCGCGCGGCAUUCUUGCGAAGUGUGCGGAAAGUGCUUCCACCAGCGUUCGGACCUGAAGCGACAUUCGGCGGUGCACGCAGAGAGCCAGGAAGAAAGGCGUCCUCACGCCUGCUCUCUGUGUCAGAAGACGUUCGUGGACCGCUCAACUCUCAACAGGCACGAAAAGGAACACCAUGCGGCGUCGCGGCCUCAUAUCUGCAUCUCCUGUAAUGCAGCUUUCAAGAGGGCGACUAAGUUAAAAGAGCAUGUUGCCAAAGCGCACGCAUCAGCGGGACUGGAGAUCUCAAAUGUGGAACAUAUUCUCGGCGAAGACUUUGUGGAGCAACCAGACUUUUCAAGCCAGAAGUUCUACGACUGGCUGGCAGCAUUUACGUCGAUAUCCAUCCUCCUACCUGUCCCACUAGAGGCUCAUGUCUUUGGGAGGGUGAGCCAAGUGGCCAAACAACUGGAUGAAGCCCUUGCUGUUCCAUUGGGAAUGGUUGCCACAAAACAUAACUACCAGAUCCUUUUAGGGAUUUCAGAGGACCUUCACCGGGUCACCAAUCGGCACCUGCAUGCUAUCAUGGAAGGCCUGCAGGGCCUCACUACCGAAGGAUCUCAGGCAACAGCUUAGGGCAAACGAGCAUUGUGUGCUGGGUCUGCCAUUAUCACUUGAGGGUUCCAUGUCAGUGGUUAGUUACCGUGUUGCAUGCAGAGGAACGAGUAAGUGAAACAUCCUUAGGGUUCUCCGUUUUCGGGUUAAACCCAAUUUCUCACGAUAGUUCCCCCCCCCGAACAAAUUUGCAAGAAUUCGUGUAAAACCCAAUAUCUACCCGAAAUCCUUGUGGUCCUUCAACUUGUGGUUCUCGGUAAACCGUCGGAAAAGUGAAUCGUAAUAUCAGCAAAGAGAGCCAUUUGUGACAACCUAUUUGUCCUCCGUGUAUGAUCCCCUCCUGCAGGAGUCAAAGACGAGCGGAAUUAUAAAGAUUAUUGUUUCUUGUCCCAGUUCCCCAGUGGCUUGUUUCACUGUUUCACUGGACUGGUUUCACUGGGCUUGUUUCACUGUCCCAGCAGUGCCUUGUUUCAUAUGGCUUUCGUUUCACCCGAAAAUUCCGCGGUGACAUGUCAAACAGAGAUCAUAGCACCCAAUUUCUCCCUGAAUUCUCGUGCGUAAAUAGCACCCGAUUUUUUCCUCCCGAAUUUGAAAAAUCUUAAAACCCGAAAACGAAGAAUCUUAAACAUCCUACGUUAGGAAAUACACUUUUGCACACCUGCCGUUCUGAGCUAUGGUGAGAUGAGAAAGGAAGCUUCGAUCUCCGAAAGCUGCUGCUUUUGGGAGCAGGGCAUUCGCAGUGACAUCAAACAGCAUCAGCUUUGGUAAUUGCAGAUCCGAUUUUCUGUAUGACCAUUUGCAGCCUUUGUGGUUCACAUUGAUGCAAAUAACACUCCUCUCCAUCCAUCCAGUAUAGCUUCGUGCAAACGUCGCAACCCCUUACUGCGAUCAGUAACCCUCUAUAGACAGGUGGGUUAAAAUUUUUGUCUAUUGUACCGACGCUAAACGUGGUUGGAUACUGUUACAUGCGAGAAGUACGAGGCAGAACUUUUUAAAUGUGGUUCUUGUUCAGAACAAUAGAUGACUGGUAUUCUCCGUAUUAAAUUGUAGCAAUGGAUAAUCGUGCCUUAAUCAUUACAAAGUAGUGAUUGAAUAACUGCAUUUGUAAUUUUAUCUUCUAAUACAGGAGUGCUGUGGUCCUUUCUUAUUAAUUUAGCCUACAAUUGUAAUGUACGUGGUUUUCUGCUGUCCUGAAAUAUUGCAAAAUAAAAUUGCACUCUCUA
This is a messenger RNA of Ornithodoros turicata, 2158 nucleotides long. Its product is annotated as zinc finger protein 501-like. The coding region runs from base 39 to 956 and encodes 305 amino acids. NCBI's taxonomy places the organism in Eukaryota, Metazoa, Arthropoda, Arachnida, Ixodida, Argasidae. The transcript has 4 exons. The record is from RefSeq and is a predicted model, not a curated record.